CUCGGAGAAAGAAUGUAAAUAUUCAUAUUUUUCUACACCUCUUUUGUAUCUUACUCACCUUCUUCUUCAUCAAUAAAACACCACCUUAUUUCAUAACAACAAUCCUUACACAGAAACACACAACAUGAAUGUCACACUAUAUUUCCUAAUAAUAACAAUCACUCUUUCCCUCCCAAUAUCCAUUUCCCAACCCACCGGGUCAGCCCAUUUACCCGAAUACAAAGCUUUACUAUCAUUAAAAUCCUUCAUAACAUCCGACCCACAAUCCGUUUUACAAUCAUGGAAUAUAUCCACUAGUCAUUGCAUUUGGGCUGGUGUCACGUGCGAUUCUCAACGUCACGUGACUUCAUUAAAUCUUGCUGAUUUUAAUCUCACCGGGAUAAUUCCACAUACUAUCGGAAACCUUGUAAACUUGGUUAACUUCACCGUUGCCGUUAACAAUUUCGCCGGAAAUAUCCCGCCGGAGAUUUCAAACAUCUCCGGUCUACGGUAUCUAAACCUUUCCAACAAUAUUUUUAAUUCCACUUUCCCGGUGGAACUUUUUAGUUUAAAAAAUCUUGAAGUUCUUGAUCUUUACAAUAAUAACUUGACCGGAAACCUUCCCGCCGGUGUACCGGAAAAUUCAAACCUCCGGCAUUUUCAUCUGGGUGGCAACUAUUUUUCUGGGUUUAUCCCACCGGAAUAUGGGAACUUUUCAAAACUUGAAUAUUUGGCGGUUUCCGGCAACGAACUCACCGGAGAAAUCCCGCCGGAGAUUGGAAAGUUAAGUAAUUUGAAAUAUCUUUAUCUGGGUUAUUACAAUGUUUACUCCGGCGGCAUACCGCCGGAGAUUGGGAACUUAACUAGCUUGAUACGUAUAGAUGCUGCUAGCUGUGGACUCGCCGGAGAAAUUCCGGCCGAGCUCGGUAAACUUGUAAAUCUUGAUACACUUUUUCUACAAAUUAAUGGGCUAUCUGGGUAUUUGAAAAAUGAACUUGGGAAUUUAAAAUCAUUAAAAAGUUUAGAUCUUUCAAAUAAUAUGUUCACUGGAGAGAUACCGGAAUCUUUUAAAGAUUUAAAAAAUAUAACUUUAAUUAAUUUAUUUCGAAAUAAGUUAUAUGGGUCUAUACCGGAGUUUAUAGCUGACUUGCCUGAAUUAGAAGUUUUACAGUUAUGGGAUAAUAAUUUUACUGGAAAUAUACCGAAAAGUUUAGGUAAAAAUGGGAAGUUGCAAAUAGUUGAUUUGAGUACAAAUAAGUUGACUGGUUCAUUGCCUGGUAGUUUGUGUUAUGGGAAUAAGCUAGAAACUUUGAUUGUGUUGGAGAAUUUUUUAUUUGGGGAGAUACCGUUGGAGUUAGGCGAAUGUGAGUCGUUGAGUCGAGUUAGAAUGGGGGAGAAUUAUCUUAAUGGUUCGAUACCGGAAGGGUUGUUUAGUUUGCCUAAGCUUUCACAAGUCGAGCUUCAAGAUAAUUUACUUAUGGGUGGGUUUCCUGUGACUAGUUAUGUUUCGGUUAGUCUUGGACAGGUGAGUUUGUCGAAUAAUGGGUUAAGUGGUCCGUUGCCUGCUAGUAUUAGUAACUUUACUGGUGUUCAGAAGCUUUUGCUGGAUGGUAAUAACUUUACGGGGCACAUUCCGGGUGAAAUAGGGAAAUUGCAGCAACUGUCAAAGAUUGAUUUUAGCCGAAAUAGUUUUUCUGGGAAGAUUGCACCGGAGAUUAGUAGAUGUAAGUUGUUGACAUAUGUGGAUCUUAGCCAGAACCAGCUUUCCGGAGAGAUUCCUACUGAAAUAACAGAUAUGCACAUUUUAAAUUAUUUGAAUGUAUCACGUAAUCGUUUAGUAGGUAGCAUCCCCACAUCGAUUGCAUCAAUGCAAAGCUUGACGUCUGUUGAUUUUUCAUAUAAUGAUCUUUCUGGUUUGGUUCCGGGUACAGGGCAGUUUAGUUACUUUAAUUACACUUCAUUUGAGGGGAACCCAAAGCUAUGUGGACCAUAUUUAGGACCAUGUAAUGAUGCAUUUGCUAAUAGCACCCAUCAUUCACAUUCAAAAGGCUCACUUUCUUCUUCUGCAAAGCUUUUGCUUGUUAUUGGGCUUCUUCUCUGCUCCAUUGUGUUUGCUAUUGCAGCAAUCAUAAAGGCUCGAUCUUUAAAACGAAAUAGUGAAGCUCGAGCAUGGAAACUCACGGCUUUCCAAAGAUUAGACUUUACAUGUGAUAAUGUUCUUGAUAGUUUAAAAGAAGAUAACAUUAUUGGAAAAGGAGGAGCCGGAACUGUUUACAAAGGGGUUAUGCCAAACAAUGAGCUAGUGGCUGUCAAGAGGUUAGCAGUUAUGAGUCGGGGUUCAGCCCAUGAUCACGGGUUCAAUGCCGAGAUUCAGACUCUAGGGAGAAUUAGACAUAGGUAUAUAGUCAGGUUGUUGGGGUUCUGUUCAAACCAUGAAACAAAUCUAUUGGUUUAUGAGUAUAUGCCAAAUGGGAGCUUAGGUGAAAUGCUUCAUGGGAAGAAAGGUGGCCAUCUCUAUUGGGAUACAAGAUAUAAGAUUGCCAUUGAAUCUGCAAAGGGACUUUGCUAUCUCCAUCAUGAUUGCUCCCCAUUGAUCCUUCACCGUGAUGUGAAAUCAAACAAUAUACUUUUGGAUUCUAAUUUUGAAGCCCAUGUGGCGGAUUUUGGUCUUGCUAAGUUCUUGCAAGAUUCAGGCACCUCAGAAUGUAUGUCAGCAAUUGCUGGCUCUUACGGGUAUAUUGCACCAGAAUAUGCAUACACUCUAAAAGUUGAUGAGAAGAGUGAUGUGUAUAGUUUUGGUGUAGUUCUGUUGGAGCUAGUGACUGGCAGGAAACCAGUGGGAGAAUUUGGAGAUGGCGUAGACAUAGUGCAAUGGGUGAGAAAGUUGACGGGUGGUAAUAAAGAACAUGUUUCCAAGAUUGUAGAUCCUAGACUCCCAUAUGCUCCCACACACGAGGUAAUGCACAUGUUCUAUGUAGCAAUGCUUUGUGUUGAAGAACAAGCAGUGGAACGACCGACCAUGAGAGAAGUUGUCCAAAUCUUAACAGAAGUUCCUAAGACUUCUGUUUGCAGACAAGGAGGAGAAUCAGUUGUUGCCACUAGUGUUGCUCCAGAUUCACCUCUUUUGAGAUCUCCAUCACCGCCACCACCGCCUCUGCCAGGCACCAUGGAAUCACCCAUCAGUACUUCAGACAAUGUCAACAACAAUGAACAAAAUAAGAUCCGUGAUCUUCUAAGCAUCUGAAUAAAUAAUGUUGAAUUAGUUAGUCUUUUCGAAUCUUGGUUAGUUUUCACUUGGGUUUUGCUAUAUGGUAUGAAUGUAAUUUGUAUAUAGUAGUAUUCAGUUUUGGUAUUUCAACAGUGAUUCCUUCCGGUUUGGUGAUCUGUGUCACCGGAUUAAUAUAAAGAAGUAACAUAGUAUUGUAAUUGUUACAUUCCUACAUUUAUUAGAUAGUGUAAGUUUAUUAUGAAA
Molecule: messenger RNA, 3451 nt
Organism: Erigeron canadensis
Lineage: Eukaryota; Viridiplantae; Streptophyta; Magnoliopsida; Asterales; Asteraceae
Product: leucine-rich repeat receptor-like serine/threonine-protein kinase BAM1
Exons: 2
Coding region: 125-3223 (1032 amino acids)
Biological process (GO): protein phosphorylation
Molecular function (GO): ATP binding; receptor serine/threonine kinase binding; protein kinase activity
Source: RefSeq, a predicted model, not a curated record